AUGCCAACCCAUGCUCGUCCUGGACACCGCGAUGAAUUCGAAAUCGCGGUUGUCUGCGCGCUCUCCCUGGAAAUUGACGCAGUUUCCCUGAUCUUCGACGAAUUCUGGGGCGGUGAAGGUGGCCGUGGACUCGGCCGGGCAGCCGGGGAUCAGAACAACUACACGAACGGCCGCAUAGGCGACCAUAACGUUGUUUUGGUACAUCUUCCCAACAUGGGAAAGGUCUCUACCGCGGCAGCGGCUGCUGGGCUCCGGUCAAGUUACACAAGGCUCAAGCUCGCAGUCUUGGCCGGAAUAUGCGGUGGAGUUCCUUGUCCUGGAGGAGGUAAAGAGAUCUUCCUGGGAGACGUUGUUAUCAGCCAGGCUGUGGUUCAGUAUGAUCUUGGACGACAGUAUCCUGAUAAGUUCAUUCGGAAGGAUACGACUAGUGACAAUCUGGGCCGGCCUUACCAAGACAUCCGAUCCCUCCUAGCCAGUAUUCAGGGAACUUUCGGUCUCAAUCGUCUUCAACAGCAAAUGCUUCGGACUUUGGGCCAUAUCCAGCAGAAUGUGACUGGCCAUGAGAUCAGUUACAAUCGUCCACCUCCAGCUGAAGACAUUCUCUUCGAGCCUGCCUACCUCCAUCGCCACCAAGAACAGUCCAACUGUGGGUGUGACGAGGAUAUGGCCUGUAACAAGGCCAUGAAUUCGACUUGCUCGGACCUUCAAUGUGCCGAGAACGGCGUCCUGCGAAGGGCACAUUCGGGUUCUUCACAAUCGCAGGACCCUCGCAUCUUCGUUGGACAAGUCGCUUCAGGAGACACGGUCAUGAAGUCCGGAGAGCGUCGCGAUAGCAUCGCACGAGAGCACAACGUGAUUGCUUUCGAGAUGGAGGGCGCCGGCGUCUGGGACCAAGUUCCAUGCCUAGUCGUCAAAGGAGUAUGCGACUACGCAGAUAGUCACAAGAACAAAUUGUGGCAGCCCUACGCGGCAGCCGUGGCCGCGGCUACAACCAAGGCUCUUCUUGGGCUCUACCCUCGAACUGACAAUCCGACGCAACGCUCUGACGCCAGAGACGAUCGGCCGCCCCCCGUCACAAACAAUUUCAACAGUAAUGGGACCGGGUCUCAAUACAAUAACACCGGCAGCGGUCCCCAGUACAACAACACUGGAGGGGGGAACCAAUUCAACGGGACCAACAUGACAUUUGGCAACUUUACCAGGUAG
Molecule: messenger RNA, 1206 nt
Organism: Colletotrichum gloeosporioides
Lineage: Eukaryota; Fungi; Ascomycota; Sordariomycetes; Glomerellales; Glomerellaceae
Exons: 1
Coding region: 1-1206 (401 amino acids)
Biological process (GO): nucleoside metabolic process
Molecular function (GO): catalytic activity
Source: RefSeq, a predicted model, not a curated record